Molecule: messenger RNA, 8740 nt
Organism: Monomorium pharaonis (pharaoh ant)
Lineage: Eukaryota; Metazoa; Arthropoda; Insecta; Hymenoptera; Formicidae
Exons: 4
Coding region: 4750-7239 (829 amino acids)
Biological process (GO): G protein-coupled receptor signaling pathway
Cellular component (GO): membrane
Molecular function (GO): G protein-coupled receptor activity
Source: RefSeq, a predicted model, not a curated record
UAUUUUAAAAGCCUGGCGAUUUUAGAUACCGAAAUGACUUGCACGAUGAAAAAUUCGUUCAAAGAUACUCUACGAAUAUCCUGACAUAAUAAUCGUUCUGAGAUCAUCCUAGACCUUAUCAUUCGCAUAACUUCGUAGAUCGCCAACGAUAUCUCAAGAGCGCUUAUAAGUAUUUCCUUCGAAAUUAUCUUUUCGGAGAUAAUAUGCCACAAAAACAGAGAGACGAUAGGCCGAGCCAUUAUCGAAGGUAAUCUGCAACAACCUUUUGACGUGCCGGUAUGCCAUCUUGAUACCGUUUCAAAUACCUUAUGAAUUAUUAUCCCACGUGUGACUCGAUAAAUCAUAGUCGACAUUUCGAGAGAGGGGGAGAAAGAGCAAACGGCCUUUGAGUAUUUUCAUAAAAGCGUUAUCAAUGUUAAAUUCCGAAAACGAAUAAGAUAACGAACGCGGACGGAUAUCGAGGUUGAUUCACACGGCACUUCGACGUGCGCGACCUCGAGCUGUGCGAUCCCUGCGCGCGAUACAGCGUUGCGCUUUGAAUAUACGUGUCAUUGCGAUUUAGCGGGAAAAUUAGCGUGGAACGGUUUACACAUACUCCCCCCCUCUCCUCGCUUUCCAUUAAAAAGAAGUUAAUACACGGAGAUCGCGAUCGCACGAGACGAUUAACGCGAGGACGCGCGACGCGCCGCGCCAGUCGGAUCGAUUUCGCGCGCGUAUCGCCGCUCUUUUUUUUUUCGCUCGAACAAAAUACCUUUGUUCACCGCGCUCUGAAUUUCGUCGAAGUCGGGCGGUCGAUGCGUUCUCGUAGCGCAAUUGUUCCACUCUUGCAUGCGCUCUCUCGCAGCGCUCGCGGGCUCGCUUAUUAAUAACGGCAGGCCGCGUGGUGCAUUUGCGCGAAAUUUUAAGGCGUUAGAUGCGGCGUGGGCGGCGCGCCGUGAGAGGAGAGAGAGAGAGAGACGAUAUUUCAAGAUCGGCGACGAGAUCCGUCGACGGGCGUACCAAACUAAAAGGUAUCGACCUUGGUGUCGUCGCUGACACGGCUGACGCGGCUAAAGGAUAAGCGGUAGCCGCGCUUUACCGCUGACAAUGGAAUAUAAAAAUAAGAUGUAAAGGGAGAGAGAGAGAGAGAGAGAGAGAAGUAGAGAGAGGGCGGUAGAGGAAAAUACCGCUGAAAAUUGCAGCGUGCAAGGUCGAAGUGUAUUAAAUCCGUCGCAUACGGGCCCGCUGUCAGAUAUUAAUUGCCGCCAUCGUAAAAAUGUGGAGCUGCCUCUGUUCUCCGCAAGUGAUUUCAAUUUAUUCUGCCUUAAAAUUCCGUAAGUUCGGUACUUUGUUCCCUCCGUUCGUCCUUCUCUCUCUCUCUCCCCUCCCUCUCUCUCUCUCUUUUCAUCUUCGAUGCUGUCCGAAUCGUAGCUGGUGAUCGGUGGCAUAAAGAGGUUGCAACACGAGUUACGCGCGAGUGGCCGCGAGCCAGCGCCCAAGGUGCUAACAAGCCUAUGAAAUGACGUUCCGCUGAUAUCCGUCCGUGGAAUUCGCUAAUUGGGAGAUUCGAGGCGCGCAAGCCGCGGCGGUUGCGAAACGCCGUAAGCUCGAAAGGAAAAAAAAGUUACUCGCGGAAUAGAACGGAAGGAGCUUUUUUUUUUGCCCGAGAGGACCGUGAACUUCCGCUCGCACUCUGGAGACGACGAAAUGGCAAUCCUCUUUCUCUCCUUCGGAAGAAAAAGAAGCAGAGUACAUCCGCUUGGAACAGAUUGCAGCGCGUUCGCGUCAAGGAGUCAUCGAUUCCGUCUCGAGUGAUUCACGGAGUGGUCGGUUCAAUGUUUGCUUUAUACCCUGAGAGAAAGGUCGAAGUAUCACGUUGUAAUUUUUUUGUAAUUGUAAUUUUUCUCCUCGAUGUUUAUUGAUUCCAAAGAAAUCUGAUCGUGAUGAUGAAAUUAUACAUUUCUGCGAAAUUUAUCUCUUUCCUUUUAAUUAAUGGAUUUAUUUAUUAUGUAUAGAAAUAAAAUUUUAUUUCGCUGUAUUUAAAUUAAGAUUUUUUUCAGCGAAAUAGAUUUAUGACCCAAUUAUUGAUUUUUAAUCUUUUUCCAGUGCUUAUUUAUUUUUUUCCUGACAUUUUUGAGAACCCGCUAUGCAAUAUGUUUGACGAAUUCAAGCAAGUCAUUGCAUCAUUGUGAAAAAUUGUUUGCCUAUCAUGGCCGAAUUGAAAUUUCCUUCUUUCUCGAUAGGACAAUCGAUAGCGGAUAUCGUGCUCCUCGGGUCGCGUUGUUUCGGAAGCAGACGUCGAGCACGUCCGAAGCGAGAAAAUAAGUUUCGGUGAUGUCAGAGGCACGUCGAUGUCGGAAACCCGCAUCGUAGGCCGCCCGCUGCGUUCGUUCCUACAGUUCCUAGCUCUCUUUGUUCGUUGGUCUAUAAGAGAGCGCACUAAAAUUAAUACGCUUUCUCGAUAAAUAUUUUCGCCUUAUCGGGGGAAGAGAGAGGCCUAGAAUUCCAGAUUUGACGGUUAAAAUGUACAAUGCGGAUAUUUAAAGUGGCUCUCGUCCCUGUUUGACUCUCUUUGUUUGCCGACGAGAGCUAGCGAGUGUCAGAAUUAUAUCGCGCUUUCUCAAGCGAUACCGUUAAGUUUACCGAGAGGGAAGACGACGUGUCCCUCGGCUUAUCGUGGGAUAGGUGACUCAGAUUUUCCGUCGGGAUUUUUAAGAUAAGAAUUUGAAUAAAAAAACUUUGCCAGGACGGAAAACACAGAAACUGUGGUAAUUCUAGCGUGCAUAUUAAUAAGCGUCAAGAAACAGGUAUAUGUUUACACGUGCGCGAUUAUUAGACUUUAAAAGAUGUAUCACGUCGAAUGACAUAUUGCGACCUUACGCGGAAUAAGAAAUAUGUAACGGCAUCAUUCCUAUUAAACGGGUGUAUAAUUAUUUUAAUGGAAUAAUCGACGUGAGUGGACGCCUCGUCGUAACGGUGCGUAUGUACGGUGAGGCGUCUGCUUUUUCCUUUUUCUUCCUUUUUUUUUUUUAUGCGGGCAAUUUGUAAACGCGUUAUUUUACGCGUUAUUUACGCGAUUAUUACGCUUAUCGGCGUUUAAGACACGGCGCGAGACAUGGGAGACAAGAAAGAUUAGCGCGCGAGCUAAAAAAAACAAGCAGCGUCAUGUACGUAUAAAGAUACACUUUUACGGCGGUAUGUCGUCAGCGGUAAUAGUAAUAUCAUAUCCGCGGAAUAUUUCGCUGACUUAGGCGUAUACCGACCGGUCGUUGGAAAUUCUCGUCGUUGUGAUCGCAGCAAUUUAUAUGUUAAAAUUAUUCAUAUUCUUCCGGCAGAUGGGAAAAGACAUAUAGACUCUCUCUUUCUCUCUCUCUCUCUCUUUCGGAAGAGUAUAUAUUUUCGAGCUUAACGAGCGUGAUGUCGUCCGCACGCGACUCCGCGUGAAGGAUAAGGAACCCACGUGUCGGAGAAGAGAAACGGUAAAUGCCGGGGAAUUUGGAACAUCUCUCGCGUCCAACCAGGAAAUGAAGCUGUAUUCGGCGACACUACGGCUCGCGCGCCCACGAGCAUCAUUCUCGCAGCCGUGUGUCGGGACUAUUUAAUUCUUUCUUCUUCUUCUUUUUUUUUUAUGUUACGUUAGACCGAUAUGAAUUCGAGGGCGAUGAUAUAAUAUCUGGGAAGACCGUGCGACACGCGUCAUAAAUUUUUUUUUUCUCUCUCUCCUCCUCUCGAGAUAACGCGGAAGUGUCGGGGAACGCAGAUGACAGAGCGACAUGACGGUGACAUAACGAUAAAUAAGCGAUUCGAGGAACAAAGACGAGAGACGAUGACUCCGUUUCCGCGUCCGCGGGCGGUAAAUUCAUUAAUCUUAAUUACGUGCGCCGCGUCAGUAAAGAGAUGACUCGUAAAAAAAGCGCAGGGUUUCGCAUCGGUUUCGUUGAUGUAAUCGAUCGCCGCGACGAUACGAUGCAAAAAGUGGGGAAAAUGCGCAAAAAGAAAAUACGUCUGCAUCUCGCGCAGAGGAAACACUGUUUCAGCUGUACGAUCUUCGUCUGUGACUGGCGAUUAAAGACACUAUUUAUGCCUCGCAGAUCUCAACCGUGCACUUUUUACACCUGUCUUCGUUCUUUGAUGCAUUAAUAUCACUUUUUUUUCUCUCUCUCUCUCUCUUGCGCGCGCGCGUUUCUCGACUAGAUAAUCGCGCGAGACGCAAGGCAUAAUCUCGCGAGAUUGCAUUGCAGUAAGACGCUUUAUCCGAGGUCGAUAAGAUAUAAUAUUGGCUCUCGGAUAAUCAUACGAUACACUCGCACACGCGGUGUACGAACAUUAGCGCUAAAUAUAGGCGACCCCCACUCCCCGCUUUCUUUCCUAAAGUGAUUUUUAACAUUUCGUCAAUGGCGCGGUCCCUCAGUCACACACGUUGCUUGCUCAUGGUGCCAGUUGCGUCUCACGAGACGUCCGAGACACUUGCGCUCGACGACUUUUUAUUCGCUUUUAAUUAGUCGGUUAGAGUGACAGUUUCGCGUGCACGAUUCGUCCAGCCUCUCGAGAACUUCGGGCGAAAGCGAACUCUCUCAAAGGCCGAUCCUGUUUACGAAUGGAUUUUGAUUUACGCUGCGUGGGGUCUUCCCCGGGAGUGGAGCGCGGAGUGCCGAUGCGAAGGGAAUAAUAGAUCGGCGCCAUGACACGCCCUUGUUGCAUCGUCGAGAUUGUUACCGUCGACUAGGUUUCACCGUAUCUCCGGCCCCGUAAUACACUUAUUAUUUAUGAAUGGAUGGAGCUGCGUCGGGAAUUGGAGGAGGAGCGGUUGCGGACCUGGGAAAUCUGGAAGGAUGGUGGUACAAUCCGGGGAUCGUGGCCUGGAGCUUCGUCCUCUUCGGCUGCUUUCUCCUCAACGCGACUCUUCUGCUCGCGUUUCUCGUCAGGCCAGGACUACGUACCAUCUCUAACAGAUUCGUGAUGAACCUAACCGUCUCGAAUCUGCUGACGUGCGCUGUGCUGAACCCGUUGCUGAUGAUGGACGGUCCGGCGGCGGGAGGCGCGACACUGACGACGGCGUCCACGCCGGACGACGUCGCGUCGUUGCUCGGCCCGUCGACGUCGACGUUCACGUCGGCCGCAUCGAGCAACUUCUGCGCGAUAUCGGAAGGCGCCACCGCGCUCGUCACCACGUCGUCGGUGCUGUCGGUCCUGCUGAUCGCCGUCGAUCAGUACUUCGCCGUGGUGGACCCGCUGCGUUACCGGGCGCGGAUCGACAAGCUCAAAUCGGCCGUGCUGAUCGUCACCGUCUGGCUGGUCUCGGUGGCCUUCGGCUUGAUCGCCGCCCUGAACCCGAGUCCGCGCAGCCUGUGGCUCUCCUGCGGCUCGACGUUGUCGAGCGGCAACGCGUCCUACCGCGAACACGCGCUCGCGUCAAACGUCACCGCGGCGACGUCGGCGGAGACGUCGAUCGAAUCCGCGUUCGCGUUCCUCGGCAACGGGACGAGCGAGGAGGAGGGGGAGGAGGAGGAGGUGAUGGUGAUCGACUCGACGAACUCCACCGUGUUCUGCGCCACGGGCAACGAUUCCGUGACCUACGGACUCAUCUACGCGCUCGUGCACAGCGUGUUCGCGUACCUGCUUCCGUUCGCCGGUAUCUGCUGGCUCUACUGGAGGAUCUACUCGGCCGCGCACCGAAACUCCGAGAGGACCCGCAGGACCGGCUCGCGACCGAUUCUCUCGUCGGGCAGCUUUAGCGAGGACCCGUACAGCUACACGAAGGCCCAGCCCGUCGACGUCUUCCCCGAGGAGUUUCGCAGAAUACCCAAGAUCUCGAGUCUCUCGUCCAUCGACGAGACGAGCGAGACCGCGCACUCGGCCAAUCAGAUAUCACGCCGGAAAUCCUUUUCGUCCUCCUCGGACGCGGUCGCGCAGACGGGGCCGAGCGACGAGAAGACGUCGUCGGGGAUCGUCUUCACGGUGGGACUGCAGCCGGUCGAGGUGUCGCGCGAUAACAGUCGGGAUCACGGUGACGGUAAUCCAACGGAGAUGGCGGAUCUGCAAACGGACUAUCUCGUCGGAAAGGAGCGCGGAAUGAUCUCGUCCUACGAGAGUCUCGUCGCGAGCAAGCUGCGCGAUUCGGAAGCGAUCGCGGAUCGUCGGAAGUCUUCGUGCGAUCUGACGGACGAGAUUCACGAAGAAUCCUCCUCCAGAUGGAUCACCGGAGCGGACUCGAGUGGCUCCGACUCCGAGGACGAUGAGCGACGUUACGAUUACUUUGAUUCCCUGAAAGUUCCUAGAACAACUCGCAAAAUCGCGGACCGAAGAUCCUCCGAUUGUCUCCUAUCGGUCGUCCGGUACGAGAGAUCGGAAGGGCCACACGGUGACGUGGACGCGGAAGAUCUCGAAGCGGGGGGCUCUUUCAAGACGACAGUCCGUUGCAUCGACGAGGACGAGAUCCCGGGUAAAACGAUCGAACGGGAACGAAUGCAGAGCGCAGAGACGCCGAAUUCCAGCGGCAAUGGCGCGGAGAACAAGAGAUCGAGACGACCCAGUCGACGCUUGUCGCGACCCGGCAUCUUCGAUCCCGCGAACGUGGAGAGCGUCGGGACCAACAGCCCCGAGUCCUCGUCCUGCCUCCUGACGCCCGUGGUGACGAUCACGCCGGCGCCCGGGAAACCGGGCACGCUGCACCGAGUGGCCAGUAUACGCAGCACCAGCAGCUACAUCAACUCUCUCAAGCACCGUAUCAGCAACGGCUCGUUGUUCAGGUAUCGCGAGGAGACCCGAGCGGCCAGGGUCAGCGCGCUCGUGAUCGUAAUGGGCUUGAUCUGCUGGUCGCCGUACGUGCUGCUGAGCUUGAUCAAGAACCUGCCGCCGUACUCGGACCACGUGUUCCCGCACAAGUACGACGUACUCGCGCUCAGCUUCCUGAUCCUGGCCGCCUACGCGAGUCCGUUGCUCUUUGGCUAUCGCUCCCGGCGGGUGAAGCGGGAGCUGCGCAAAUUCUUCUGCUUCCACCGCGAGCUCUCGUACAAGAACAACCGCAGCCUGAUGGCGAAGAAGGUGCUGAAGCGCCGGCACAGCAGCACCCUGAGUCAACUGGAGAUGGAUAACCGUUACAACAUCUUCAACUGCGUCUACGGCAGGAGCAAGUGGCCCAAAGAGAAGGUGCAGUUCGUCCAGGUGCCGGACACCGCCCUGGCCGUGGAGACCUGCAGAAGCAGCUUCUCCAGCGGCGCCAGUACACAGAUCUCCAGCACAUCCACGGAGGAGUGUUGAAUCGCGACGGAUCCCGCGAGACUGCGCGGGAUUCUACGCGGGAUCGCGAGAGAACUGACGAUUUCCUCGAUGAUCGACGCGAUGAUCAUGCGGGAGAGAAAAUACACGCGAUGCAGAGGACGACAGCGUGAAUCCCGCCUGUGUUUACGUACGUGGUACGAGAGACUUUGUGCGAUCGAGACAAUAAGAAGGCAUAAGUAAAUGCGGCUGGACAAAAAGGACAGUGCGUGCUUGGCCGACGUGUCGGGUCGGCGACAUACUUUUGCGGCUCGUCACGGUCUUUAAGUGUUCCAGAGACGUCGUCGUCUUUUAUUUUUGGAUAAUAUGGUGCGAAUGAGACCGAGUGACGCGAACGUUUGUGUACCGAGCAGUCGGCGGCUCGUCUUCUCUCCUCGUUCCCAAUUCUCCUAUAUGCGAAUCUAAUUGUCGCGUCAAAGGUUCUUCUUCUUCUUCUUCUUCUUCUUAUUCUUCUUCCGACAACACAUUCUUUCGCUUAUGUGUAACGAGAUCUGAUUCGGCACCAUUCGAAUAAAAGUUGCGUCGACGUGCAGUCGUUUUAUUUCGAAAACGGCGCGGAGUUUCGAAAAUUCGGCCGAGCCUCGAAUAAUAUCGCGGUAUCGUCGCCUUGCGCCGUAAUCAAAAUAAACACACAAACCUCAUUGCGUCUCGCGGAUUGGCAAACCGGCGCGUGAAACCGCUACUCUGUUUUAAACGGAAAUGCCCGUUUUAGUAUUAAGAGCAUUAUCACGCUAAGUCGUCAGGUGUUAGCCGGCUCGAGAAGUAUUAGAGUUCGCCGAACCCGAAAGGAGGCUUUAGUCUUUACGCUUAUUUUACGCACUACGUCCACACACGUACUUCCUCCACUCUCUCUUUUCUCUCUCCUCUCCCCCGCCCCCUCCCCACCAUCCGGUUUCCGUACUGUACGUCUGUCGACGUAAUUGCGACGGCCUCGUCCGGCGCACGCAGGUAAUUCGAUCUAGUUGCAGUGAUGUGCAACUCUCUCAAGUUGCUAUUUAUUUCGCAGAUAGCGUCGAACAUCCGUACGACGUAUGUAAAUAUAUGUACACAGCAUUUCUCAUGACAAAACCUCUCGUCGAGAGGCGUCGCCGUGCCCCGACGAGAGGACACCCCCAGCGACUCUUCCCUCUUCUCCCCCGCGAUCGUUUACUUUUGUACAUUACAACGUGGUAGAGACUCGUUUAUUUAUAUUAAAUAAUUUGUACAUAGAAAAGUAGCGGGCGAAUCUCAGGCGCUGCUAAUCCGCGUAACGUAGUACCAUUACUCGUAUCCCGCGUAGCGUUUCCUCAGCGUUACCUACGCGGUCCGUAUGUACAGUAGGACGUAUAAUGAUAUGUCAUAUUACCGUUUUGUAUUAUCCGCCAUGGUGAAACUCGACAGGCUGUCUGUGACAUGUGAUAACACCAAAAUAUUAGCCACUUAAUAUUGUUAGCUUAAUAUUAAUUUAUGUGACUUUCUCAAUAAAAUACUUUUUGCGAGAAUG